Messenger RNA from Miscanthus lutarioriparius, 1212 nucleotides. NCBI's taxonomy places the organism in Eukaryota, Viridiplantae, Streptophyta, Magnoliopsida, Poales, Poaceae. The record is from the annotation of a GenBank genome assembly.
AUGUUGAGCGGGAGGCUGAACGUGGCCACGUCCGCCUCGCCGGGCGACGACUUCCCCUUCGCGCCCAUGCAGCAGCAGCAUCAGCAGCCGCCUCCUCCUCCGCCGCCGCCCUACGUCGGGUUCGAGCACGGCGUGGCGGGCGGCGGCGGCGUCCAACGCAGCGCCGGAGGUGUGCAGGUGCAGCAGCACCACCUCUACGAUGGGUUCGACUUCGCCGCGGCGCUGCAGUUCCAGCAGGAGGCGCCCCACCACCACCACCAGCUGCUGACGCUGCCGUCCAGCCUCGGCCCCAUGGCGCCGCCGCCGCUGCCGAUGCCGAUGCAGAUGCCCGGGAUGCCCGGCGACCACGUGUACCCGGCGCUCGGGAUGGUGAAGCGCGAGGGCGGCGGCGGCGCGGACAGCGCCGCCGGGAGGAUCGGGCUCAACCUCGGCCGCCGCACCUACUUCUCCCCCGGGGACAUGCUGGCCGUGGACCGGUUCCUGAUGCGGUCCCGCCUCGGCGGCGUGUUCGGGCUCGGCUUCGGCGGCGCGCACCACCAGCCCCCGCGCUGCCAGGCCGAGGGCUGCAAGGCCGACCUCUCCGGCGCCAAGCACUACCACCGCCGCCACAAGGUCUGCGAGUACCACGCCAAGGCCUCCGUCGUCGCCGCCGGUGGCAAGCAGCAGCGCUUCUGCCAGCAAUGCAGCAGGUUUCACGUGCUGUCGGAGUUCGACGAGGUCAAGAGGAGCUGCCGGAAGCGGCUGGCCGAGCACAACCGCCGCCGCCGGAAGCCGGCCACCACCGCGUCAUCCAAGGACGCCACGUCGCCGCCGGCCAACAAGAAGCCCAACGGCGGCUCCAUCACAAGCUCUUACUCCACUGACAACAAGAGCCGGCAACAAGGAGCUGGCAAGGCCGACGCUGACCUCGGCGCGUCGCAGGACAAGGACCACCAGCAGCAGCAGCUGAGCACCAUGCUCCAGGUCCAAGCGGCCGGCGGCCACCACCAGGAGCAACACUUCAUAACCUCUCUGCAGGUUCACAACAGCCACAACAAUGGCGGCGGCGGUAACAACAACUACAACAUCCUGUCGUGCUCCAGCGGCGCGCUGCCGUCGGCCAACGGCGAGGUCUCGGACCAGAACACCACCACUACCAACAACGGCAACGGCAACGGCAACGGUGGCAGCAGCAACAACAUGCAUAACCUGUUCGAGGUGGACUUCAUGUAG